Hydractinia symbiolongicarpus is the source of this 2043-nucleotide messenger RNA. RefSeq lists its product as uncharacterized. Lineage: Eukaryota; Metazoa; Cnidaria; Hydrozoa; Anthoathecata; Hydractiniidae. The transcript is spliced from 4 exons. Bases 168 to 653 code for a protein of 161 amino acids. The record is from RefSeq and is a predicted model, not a curated record.
CGUAUGCGUCGGGGGUAAAAUACGGAGGGUAAAAAAAAUCUAGUCCGAUAAUUUUACUUCUAAAGAAAUAUUCCAUAACAAAUAUGGCUGACAUGUAAAGAGAGAAAGUGCAAAGUGUCCUGUUGUAUAUCUUGUUGCACAAUUUUCAACACACAUGAUUUUGUAACAUGGAAUAUCCUAGCCAGUUCUGCAAUGGCUCCCGUCAACCACAAAGGUCGUACCUUUCUUCUAACACUCUUCUGAUACGAGAUGCCAGUUCAUAUCACGAGAAAUGUAUUCCUAAAGAAACGAGAGAGCGUAUUAGAUCAGCACCACCGAAGUUAAAAAAUGCAAGAGACUACCAAAUAUGCAAUCAUGUUGCUGAAGAAAUGAUCUGGGAAGAAAGGUGCAAGAAGGAAAGAUCCCUGCAAAAGAAAUGGGAAAACAAUCUUAGUUUUCUGGCACAAUAUGAUCCGAAUGGUAACUUAAAACCUAAGAAAGAAGUUUCUACUGUCGUACCUACUGUUUAUCAGGUGACAACGACAAGACCGUUAACAGCUUCUAGAGAGUACGGCCACAGAGUGAACACUCCUCCUGCUCAGACUAUGCAGCGCUUGCAACAGAAAAUGACACAAGGUCUCAAACGAAACAAAGAUCUUGUAUAUUACGAUUGAACAUAGAGUUUUUUCAGAAUUUAGCUAAGAAUUUUUGUGUGUUAAUAAAUUGUAAGUAUUUUUAUUUUUAUUUUUUUUAAUUUAUUCAUUAUUACCAGUGUUUUAUGUAAUACUAAUAUAUUAUGGAUUUUUAUAAAUAGUGAACUAAUUUAAUAUGGAUUUUUAUAAAUAAUGAAAAAGAUCAAUCGAUUAUUUUAUAGCUACAACAAUGUUUUUGGUGCAAAUACUACAGCUUACGUAAAGUGACUACAUGUUAUCGCUUUUCCCUUCUCUUCAUUUAACCACACCUCUCGCGAAAGAAAGUAGCUUCUCUAUUCACGAUAAUUUGUUGAAAUGUGCUGUUGUGUAUAUAUAGUAAUAUAUUCCUAGGCUUUUAGUCUUUGUUCAUAUACUAAAAAUAAUAUUUUGUUUUAACAGACCAGUACUUGAAGUUUUUAAACUAUGAGAGUUUCUUAAGAUAACAUCUGAGGGUUGUCUUUGAGGAGUGCUAUGAACUCUGGUUUGAUCCUAAAACACACAUUUUUUUCUACAACUUGUACCAGCACUAAAAUACAAGCCAGACACAUCAUUUAGAUAGGCCACCUUUUAUACCAACUAGAUUUUUUAUUGGGUGUUUGUAGUUCGCAGCAACAUUGUUUGAAAAUCUCAAAACGGUAGUCUUUCCCAGCAUUGUAUAUACGUAUUAUACUUUUUUAUACUAACUGAAUUUAUUUUAACUAAUUGUAUUUUUGCAUUUAUAUGGAAUAACGAUGAAAUUACGAAGUUCUUUGUUUGUACAUAUCUGGUCAGUCCUGUCUCCAAGGUUUUCUUGUAAUACCGAAACAGCAAUUUGUAUCUUCUAUCCUUCCCGUUGUCAAUUAGACAGAAGGCCUUGGUGGAAAAGACGGUUUUCUUUUGAUCUUUUGACCCUAGCAUUCAAACUCUGUCGCUGCAGUUCAACUAACAACUCGCAUCGCAAGACGGAACAUCAUGCAUGUUUGCUGUCAGCCAAAUAUACACUAUGCUACAAAUAAUCGAAAUGUGGACUGUGUAAGCGAUGCACGAAAUAAAUAUGGCGGGUAAGUUAAAGAAAGAGAUGAAUUUGUCGGCCCAGUUUCUUUAAGUACACUGUGUAUAUUUCAGGUAAAAUCUAAUAGAAGUAACGAAAAAAUUGAUUUAUAAAAAAUUGUUACACGUGUUCUUUGCUGCUAGUUAUAUCCCGACUAUUUCCCCUCAAAUUUUUCAGGAUAUAAUUAACCCCAUUUGUUUACAAGUCGUUCUCAAAAGAGUCCAACAAGAAUGUUUUUUUGUUUUUUGGCUUGUCAUUCCAGGAUUUCUGAGCAGCUGGUGUUGAAACUGAAGAUUACAUCCCGGUGUCCAUUGACUUUGUCGCUGCCAUUCACCUAUUACA